Exophiala bonariae is the source of this 543-nucleotide messenger RNA. RefSeq lists its product as uncharacterized. The transcript is spliced from 2 exons. The record is from RefSeq and is a predicted model, not a curated record. The coding region runs from base 1 to 543 and encodes 180 amino acids. Gene Ontology annotation, molecular function: protein binding. NCBI's taxonomy places the organism in Eukaryota, Fungi, Ascomycota, Eurotiomycetes, Chaetothyriales, Herpotrichiellaceae.
AUGAGUCUAAUGGGCUGCGACAAUCAGACACGGCUACACAGAGCUGUGCAACACGACAGUCUAGAGAUCGUGAAGCUACUCUUGGCGCGAUCCGCUAAUCCAAACUCGAUCGACAGCGGAGGCAGGACCCCUCUGUCACUUGCUGUCCUCCGCAACCGCAUUCAAAUUGCGAAGAUAUUGCUAGAGCACGGUGCAGAUGUGAAUCGACGCAGCGGUGUAACAACACUUUUGCACUUGGCAGUUAGGGACCAGCACAACACAUUGGUGCGUGUACUGCUCGAGUGGAAAGCAGAUAUAAAUGCACUUGACAAUAAGUACCGCACCCCACUGACUGUCGCAGUAUGUGACUUCAAUAUUGAGCUUGUGCAAGAGCUGCUGCAGAGCAGAUGGAAUGCGAGGCCGCUGAGUAAGAACCAGCUCCGUCCAGCAGUCCUUGAGUCCUUGAAGGCUAAGAAGGAAGUGUACGCCAUUAUCACCAAUGCACCCGUUCCUAUUACUGGUCGCAGCGUUGUCGAAAAUCAAGAAUCCAUGGACCAGGAGUAA